Molecule: messenger RNA, 1778 nt
Organism: Drosophila biarmipes
Lineage: Eukaryota; Metazoa; Arthropoda; Insecta; Diptera; Drosophilidae
Product: putative inactive polypeptide N-acetylgalactosaminyltransferase 11
Exons: 3
Coding region: 70-1770 (566 amino acids)
Cellular component (GO): Golgi apparatus
Source: RefSeq, a predicted model, not a curated record
AAUACCAUAUAAUAUCAAUUGAUUUCACCUAACCGCAUUAACACAGAACUUAAGUUAUUCCUUAGCAUUAUGUAUUCAGUCUUUCACUCGUUCAGAAUGAAGCCUUUACUGUUUGGCACUCCCUUCAGCUGUGCGGUCUUCAUUUUUGUGUACUGUCUCAUUUCCCUUUUUAUUUGGCUCAUGUAUACGGAUAACCUAUCAAACGCCAUUGUUGACUUUGAGUUCUAUUCGAUUGACAACCUGGGCGACCAGGGAAAAGAGGCCCAUUUGCAGAUGACGAAGAGAGAUUUUGUGAUCGCCGAGGAGCAGUACGGAAGAUAUCAAUACAAUGCGUGGCUCUCCGAAAGAAUUCCGCUGAAACGAACUCUACAAGAUUACAGGGAAGAGGAAUGUGUGAACGUCACCUAUUCUUCGGAGAAAAAGGUUACUGUUAGCAUUAUUAUAGCUUACCAACUGGAGCAUCCCCACACCCUUCUGCGAACCAUCCACAGUGUCGUAGAGCAAACAUCAUCCUAUGAAGACACAGAGAUAAUACUAAUUCACGACGGAUUAGCCGAUAGAGAUGUGUUUGAUUACAUUUCGCAUAAGCUUCCCAUGGUUAUACAGCUGGAAGCAGAAACCAUAAUGGGACUCAUUCAGGCUCGCUUGAUUGGAGCAAGGAUAGCAAAUGGAGAUAUUCUCGUGUUCCUAAGUGCCCACAUGGAGGUCACGACGGGUUGGCUUCCUCCCUUGCUGGAACCCAUCUUGCUGCACAACCAAACCGUCACCGAGCCCAUUAUGGAUGCCAUUUCCAGAGAGACCUUUGCCUACCAGAAGCUGACAGAACCAGAGCAGCUGGCGUUCAAUUGGCAGUUGGAACACACCUUCAUACCCUUGGACCAGAUCUCCGGGAACAACUUUCCCAAGCCAUAUGCGACCUCCCAACUGGAUGGUCGGGUUUUCGCAAUAGAUCGCAAUUGGUUCUGGCACCUGGGAGGAUGGGAUGAGGGCCUCCAGGACAAUGGGGGCGAUGCCCUGGAACUCAGCCUGAAAACGUGGCAGUGUGGUGGGAGCAUCCUCACUGUUCCCUGCUCCCGAGUCGGCAUCAUCUACAAAAGGGAUGAGAUAGAGGCUCAAAUGGCCCCGAAUAAAAAUCCAAACCUACGAGUUAGAAAGAACUUCAAGCGGGUUGUUGAUGUCUGGUUCGACGAAUUUAAGCUGCAUUUCUAUCGCUACAACCCGAGGCUGGGAAAUCUCACGGCGGAGUCACUGGAUAAACCGCGAGAUCUUCGACGUCGCCUCAAUUGCAAAUCCUUCGGAUGGUACAGAAGCCAAAUAGCGCCGCUGCUAAGGAACCACUUCCUUCACGCCGGACUUUCCAACUUGGGGGUCGGUCAGAUAAUGCCCUUUGUGGCGCCCGAGUAUUGCCUAUCUAUCAAGGGAAGGUUUCUUAUCAUGAGGAAAUGCAAUUCAACCAACUUCGAAGACUGGACACUCACGUCCCACUGCCAGCUUAAGCUAGGUCAAAUGUGUCUGCAUGUAGACUCCAAGAACAACGUGAACGUUGUGGGGUGCACUAAAAAGGUACCGAAAAACCUCUGGCAAUAUAGUUAUCAGCACAGGUCAUUUGUUAGCAAUGGAAACCAUUGUCUGCAAAUUGACGUCACAAAAGUGGGUCUAAAAGUGAAUACCUGUGACUCAGAUCUGGCCGAACAACGUUGGAUGUUCACUGGAGUGCAGGACUCAAAACUAGAUCAUGCCAUGACCGCAUGCUUAAAUACAAACCAUUAAACAAUCCA